Molecule: messenger RNA, 3663 nt
Organism: Eremothecium sinecaudum
Lineage: Eukaryota; Fungi; Ascomycota; Saccharomycetes; Saccharomycetales; Saccharomycetaceae
Gene: TRS120
Product: TRAPPII-specific subunit TRS120
Exons: 1
Coding region: 1-3663 (1220 amino acids)
Cellular component (GO): trans-Golgi network
Source: RefSeq, a predicted model, not a curated record
AUGGAGGCAAUAUGCGGCCCGGCUCGUAUCAAGGUAUUGGUAGUGCCAGGAACCGAUAAUUGGUUACGAGGCAAGUAUAUUAGCUUUGUUGAUCAACUAAGAGCUACUCCAGAUGUGAAGCUUGUUGAUAUUACGCCCAUAGAGGACCCCCAUUUCAAUCCACAGGGGUUUCCACAGGGCAAUUUAUUAUUCGAUAUACAAACUGAGAUUCAAGAUGAGGGUUCUAUGAUGUUUUUGCAUGAUUUUGAACCUUAUAGGAAGACUUUCGUCGUGAUUGGAUUGUGUGAAGGAUCUCCAAAUGAACAGGAUGCUAAAUCUACUUUAGAGAAAUUGGAAGCAGAAUAUCCAAGCUUCAUUAGUCACUGUCUGAUUUAUGAAGGAGAAAACUCUGAGGGUAAGAAAAUGGACAAUGUAUUUAGUUUUAAAGAUUCCUCUAAAACUAUCAUGUGCGAUGUGGGUAGGUGUUUCCUGCAGUCUUUGAGCAAUUACUAUCGUUCUUACAAACAUGUGACGCUUAGAUCUCCCGGUGCAAUCGGGGGUACGUCGAUUAGUAAAACUACAUUUGUGCGGAAAACUUCAACUACCUUAACGAAACUUAUAUCGUCGUCCCUUGAGCCAAAAUCCGGAAGUGUUAAAAAGUCGUCAACUACCAAUGGGUCAAUGGGACCCACUAAUGUUACAGAUAAGUCGCAGCAGCGUUCUAAGGGUCGGCAGUUGAAGAUUCUAGCUCAUUUUCAGCUGCUAUCGGGGAAAUAUAUGGAUGCGUUAACGAAUUUCUCUGAGUCAGCUGCAAUAGCUCACAAGGCCCACGAUAAUUUAUGGUUGGGAAGCGCAUUGGAGGGUAUAGGUUUAUGUAUAAUCCUGUUGUCUUCCCUUUCUAUUUCUUUUAAUAUCCCAUCGAUUGUGAAUACGCUAUGUUCUGCGAAGUCUUACACCAUAGGGAACAGUAAUAACUCCACAUCACAAGUAAGUUCAGUAUCAUCAUUCAAUAAUGCAAACUCCAGUAGUCCUGCUCAAGUCCCUGUUGCAUCUCAAGCAACUGGAGCAGUCCAGGGUACAUUUAAGUCUCCUAGGAGCUCAUCGAGCAGUUUCCAUGCUUUACAGUUAAACUCUAAUGAAAUGGUAUUAGCAUUUCUAUUAAAGAGCAUACAUGAUAAAGUUCUCCACUACUUUGAGUUAUCGCUAGGUCAGAGUGUCGAAUAUACUCCGCAAGUUGUAUACUGCCAAAGUCUGUUGCGGAUGGUGAAGUUUUUGACUGAAUGUAAUAAGGGCUAUAUGACAGCUGAUCCAAUACUAAAGCCAAUUAUUCAAGCUGCAUAUCAAAAAAAUGUCCCGAAUGAAAGUAAAGAGGGCACCUUAUUUCCAAAGGUCGAAAUAUAUCAACUUUGUAGUAGGUUUUUUGAACUGCAGUUAAAGGAAUUGGAUCCAUUGACGCAGGUUAGACUCUACAUGGAACUUGCUUCGAUAUUCAAUGAUCUCUCGUUGAAAAGAAAACGUGUAUUCGUGCUAAAACUUCUGUUUACAACAAUGCUAACUAAUCUGCAACAUUUUACUUGGUCGGACGAGUUCAAGCAGCUGGCAGAAGACAUGCUGAAUACGUAUGGAAUCACCGAUUUGGAGCCUGAAUCUAAAGUACAAGAUGCAUCUGAACCUAGAUGGCUGAUACUGCAGAAGAAUGUGUUGAUGUUAUUUGUUGACAUGGCUCAUAGACUAGAUGAUAAAUCGGACCUAAUAAGGCUUUCGAUGCUGAUCCUGACCAGGUAUUCUCACAUAUUAACACAUGCGGAGCAGGAAAAGUUACUUAGAGAAUAUCUGUUAACCUCCAUUGAUGAGUCCAUGCCAUCUAACUUGAAGUAUUGGGAUCCUUUUGUUCUCAGGAUGGUCACCUUGCUACGAAUGGGAAGUAGUGCUGACCAACUUAUUAAAUUAGAGUCUGGAGUGCAGAAGUUGGCCCUCACAAAUAAUGAUCAGGUAUUUAAUCCUCUUAACCGUGCUAACUCUAAAACUUCCUUAGACCAUUCGAACACAUUCUUAGUCUCGGAAAAUGCAGAAAUUGUUUGCACAUUCCAAAAUCCAUUCAAGUUCCAUUUGGAGAUAACUUCGCUUGAACUUUGUAAGAGCGAUAGGGAAAUAAUGCAACUGCAGCCAACAGGCAUCUCAAAGGAAUCUCCAUUUAUUGUCAAGGCAGGAAGCAUGAAAUCAUUUAGUGGUACUGUUGUGUUCCAUAAGAGUACAUCAGAAGCACAUGAAAUUACACACAUGGAAAUUGGAGCAUUUAAUCUACCAUCAAGUGAGUAUCCUAUAUCAUUAUCGGAGGAGCUACUGCCCUGUGAAGUUAGCCGCGCUAAGCUAGGUAGUUGCAAAUUGACUAUUAUACAAGACCAACCGCACCUGGAAUCCCCCGUAUCCAGUUUGCCAAAUAACUCUAUCAUGAUCCCUGACGGAACAAAGAGAUCAUUUACCUUCGUAUUACACAAUACUUCUCUUUCUAGGGCGGCUGAUUAUUUACAGUUCUCUUCAGCAACCAACGUUGAAAAGUUGAUGAGGGAUAAUUAUUGGUUAUCCGUUUCUCAAGAUCAACUAUAUGACACUGAGCUACGGCUGAAGUUCCUGAAAGAGGAAUGUAUUAAAUUCAAUAACCUUCCAACUAAGAUUCUUCCCAACCAGACGGUGAAUAUUGAAGUCGAAGUUAACACUUCACUUGCGGGACUUGAUUUGGAGCAUGUAGAUAUCAUGGUCCAGUACGGGUGUAGGGAGCCUGACGGCAGCGUUGCAUACGCUAAAAGUUUGGUGAUUCCAUUUAAGAUAUCACAGCGGAGAAAUAUCGAACUUACCAGCCUUGAAAUCAUUUCCUUGCAUGACCACUUGCCCGAAUUACGUGAAGCAGAAUGGGUACAAUACCUUCAUAAUAAAAUUGCAGAAGAAAACUUAGCUCUAUCGGACUUCAGCUUGAUGUUGGUUGAUAUAAGAAAUUCAUGGACUAAUAAAGCCACUUUGGAAGUGGAAUAUAGUGACUUUAAGGUACCACAACAAGUUGUGGGCUCAUAUAAAAAUAGAAGAAUAAUAAUUCCAAUCAGGAACAUUGAGUUUAGUGCUAACUUUCAGGACCGUGAAAUACCAACGAUCGUCACAGGCCGGCAAUUUAUCCAUAGUGGUCUCCGUGAUGACCAAUUGCGGGAUCUUCGUAUCAGGUUUUGGUGCCGAGAACGCAUAUUAUCGAACUUGAAGUGCCACUGGACUAUAAAGUCGGAUUCCGGUUAUGUUAACUUCCGCUCUUUCAUGCCAAAGCUUGAACAUACUACUAUUAAUACAAUAUGCCGUUGGGCUCGGUAUCCGUAUAAACUUCAGCUAUCAACGUCUGAAUCUAAAAUUCCAGAAGGUGAUCGGUUUACCGUAGCUGCCAACGUCGAUUCCAACUAUUAUGGGAAGGAAAGCAAGACAAUAUCUAUCCAAUUCCAAUUUUUUGAGAGACGGACUGGUAAACAGAUACCCGCCAUGAAUACGGUUUUGAUCUACAAUGGCGCUUUAACACAUAGUAUUGAUCUUAAAAGUGACAAGAGUGUUAAAUUGGAUAUUGUGCCUAUUAAAAGAGGUGAGUAUGAACUGCAUGCACAUAUCCUUAACACUUCUCUUGUAGCUUAUUCCUAUGUUCACGUGAUCUGA